Molecule: messenger RNA, 2102 nt
Organism: Malurus melanocephalus (red-backed fairy wren)
Lineage: Eukaryota; Metazoa; Chordata; Aves; Passeriformes; Maluridae
Product: flavin-containing monooxygenase 1-like
Exons: 9
Coding region: 114-1706 (530 amino acids)
Molecular function (GO): N,N-dimethylaniline monooxygenase activity; flavin adenine dinucleotide binding; NADP binding
Source: RefSeq, a predicted model, not a curated record
UCCGGAGUGAGAGGGGCUCUCUCCUCGCGGCAGAGGGGAGACACAGCCCAAGUGGCCGAGACUGGGAGGUCAAGCCCCGUUACCAUCUCGGGAUCCCGGCAGAGACCGCAGGGAUGAAAGUGGCUGUGGUGGGCGCGGGGGUCAGCGGGCUGGCAGCCACCAAGUGCUGCCUGGACGAGGGGCUGGAGCCCACGUGCUUCGAGCAGAGCCAGGACAUCGGGGGAGUCUGGCGCUACACGGAGCACAUCGAGGCCGGCCGGCCGAGCCUCUACCCGUCAGUGAUCAGCAACACCUCCAAGGAGAUGUCGGCCUUCUCAGACUUCCCUUUCCCUGAGGAUUUCCCAGUGUUCCUGCCCAAUGCCAAGUUCCUGGAAUACCUCCGGCGCUACGCUGAGCACUUCAGCCUCCGGGAGCACAUCAGAUUUGGGACCACCGUGGUCAGCAUCCGUCAGCAGCCCGACUUYGCCAGCACGGGCCGGUGGAAUGUGGUCACAGAGGCGGAUGGGAAGCAGAAAACAGAAGUCUUUGAUGCCGUUAUGGUUUGCAGCGGCAAUUUCUCCGAGCCGUCCCUCCCCCUGCACUCUUUUYCUGGCAUCGAGAGGUUCCGAGGGCAGUACUUCCACAGCCGGCAGUACAAGCAUCCCGCCGUGUUCCAGGGCAAGCAUGUCCUCGUGGUGGGCAUGGGAAACUCUGGAGUGGACAUCGCAGUGGAGGCCAGUCGUGUAGCCACAAAGGUGACCAUCAGCACCACUCGAGGAGCCUGGCUGAUCGGUCGUGUGUUUGAGCAUGGCUAUCCGUGGGAUAUGGUUUUAAACACUCGUCUCAUGAGCCUGAUCAAAACCAACCUCCCCAGACCCCUUUCAUGGUGGUUGAUUAAUCACAAGGUGAACCAGUGGUUCAACCAUGAGAACUACGGCAUUCAGCCAGAGAACAGCUGCCUGGUGCGUGAGCCCGUGCUGAGCGACGACCUUCCAAGCUACAUCCUGACAGGCAGGAUCACCAUCAAGCCGGGCGUGAAGGAAUUUAAGGACAACUCCGYUGUUUUCCACAACUGCCCCGAGGAGGAGCCCAUUGACAUCGUUGUCUUCUGCACAGGCUACAACGUCUCCUUCCCAUUCCUAGAGGAAUCAGUGGUCAGGGUGGAAAACAAGCACGCAUCCCUCUACAAAUACGUGUUCCCAACACACCUGCAGAAGCCCACCCUGGCUGUCAUCGGGCUGAUUAAGCCCUUUGGAGGCAUCGUGCCCGUGGCAGAGAUGCAGGCACGCUGGGUGAGCCGUGUCUUCAAAGGCUUGUGUCAGUUGCCUUCCCAGUCUGUCAUGGAGAAGGAAGUAAAUGAGAACAAGAAAAACCAAGUCCGAUGGUUUGGUCUGACCUUUGACGAGGUUCUCAAAACCGAGUGGCUGGUUUACCUSGACACGCUCGCCUCCUUCAUCGGGGCCAAGCCCAGCGUGCUGGGGCUGCUYUGCACAGACCCUUGGCUGGCUCUCACCAUCUUCUUUGGCCCCUGCUCCCCCUACCAGUACCGACUGGGGGGUCCUGGGCRCUGGGAGGGGGCACGGCAGGCCAUCCUCACCCAGUGGGACCGGGUCCUGAAGCCCACGAGAACACGAGUGCCUGCUGGCUCCUCCAGCUCUUUCCCUUCUCUCCUGGCUGUGGUGGGGUUCCUCCUGCUCCUGGCUGCUGUGAUUUUUGGUUUCCAGUAGCUUUUAGAGCCUGAUUUUUGUUGUUUGUUUUCCUUUUUGUUUGGUUUUUUUUAUCCUGGGGUGUGUUAUCUCUGGUCAGACAGCUCCUCAGUGUGCCACUGGACUGGGGAAAUGGAUUUCACUAGAUGGCAAGAAAUUUUGUAUUGCAACCUGCCACACAAACCUCACUCUGCUCCAGCUCAACCCCAAACACAUCUUUGCAAACCCCAUUAACCAAAAAUCCCAAUGAAAAGGCACUGGUUGUGGUGGUUUGUGUCACGCCUGAGUCUGGGGCAGGUACCUUGAGGGGCUGAGCACUUCUGACUUUGCUUCCUGCAUGUCCCAUCACUGGACAAUCCUGUGGCUUUGUUUUAUGCAUGGAGAAACCUUAAAUGAAUAAAAUCUCAGUGACUGUGA